Chroicocephalus ridibundus (black-headed gull) is the source of this 13444-nucleotide messenger RNA. It is a transcript of the gene HMCN2, whose product is annotated as hemicentin 2. The record is from RefSeq and is a predicted model, not a curated record. The coding region runs from base 184 to 12918 and encodes 4244 amino acids. Gene Ontology annotation, cellular component: plasma membrane; axon; neuronal cell body. Lineage: Eukaryota; Metazoa; Chordata; Aves; Charadriiformes; Laridae. Gene Ontology annotation, biological process: synapse organization; homophilic cell-cell adhesion. The transcript is spliced from 83 exons. Gene Ontology annotation, molecular function: axon guidance receptor activity; calcium ion binding.
UGGAGGAGCAGGUCCGCAGCUGCAGCGGCUGGGCGUCCCCUGGCUGGGGUCCCUGCUCUGUCCCCACCACCUGUGGCCCCCUGCACCCUGAGUCCCUCCCUGGUGUGGGGACGGUGCCCUGGGGGUCUGGGGGAAGGACCCUGGGACAAAAGGGGUGUCCCCAGCACCCGAGGGUCUCCCCCCAUGAUGCCACCCCACGGAGGGGUGUUUGUGAGUCUCUGGCUGCUGCUGGCCCCCAGUCUCGCCGAGCUGCCCCCCGGCACAGGGGGGGCCACCUUAGCCUUUGUCUUCGAUGUCACCGGCUCCAUGUAUGACGACCUGGUGCAGGUGAUGGACGGGGCCUCGCGCAUCCUGGAGCGGACGCUCAGCAGGAGCACGAAGCCCAUCAGCAACUACGUGCUGGUCCCCUUCCACGACCCAGAGGUGGGACCUGCCACCCUCACCGCAGACCCACGGCUCUUCCAGCGGCGCCUGCGGGAGCUCCAUGUCCAGGGUGGAGGGGACUGCCCAGAGAUGAGCGUUGGAGCCAUCAGGCUGGCCGUGGAGGUCUCACGCCCUGGCUCCUUCGUCUACGUCUUCUCGGAUGCUCGGGCCAAGGACUAUGAGCAGCAGGAGGAGCUGCUGCGGCUGCUGCAGCACAAGCAGACCCAGGUGGUGUUUGUGCUGACGGGGGACUGCGGGGACAGGAGCCACCCCGGCUACCGUGUGUACGAGCGCAUCGCUGCCACCAGCUCCGGGCAGAUCUUCCACCUGGACAAGCAGCAGGUGACAGAGGUGCUGAAGUGGGUGGAAGAGGCCAUCCAGGCCUCCAAAGUCCACUUGCUGUCCAUGGACCAUGAGGAUGGUGGGGAGCACACGUGGUCUGUUCCCUUCGACCCUAGCCUGAAGGAGGUCACCAUCUCCUUGAGUGGUCCUGCCCCGGGGAUCGAGGUCCGGGAUCCAGCAGGAAAGGUCCUCGAGAAAGGCCAAGGUCUGAAGGAACUGCUCAGCAUCCCCAACUCGGCCAUGGUGCUGGGCAUGGACCCCCACGAGCCAGGGAUGUGGUCGGUCACGACCCAGAGCAGCGGCCGGCACUCACUGAGGAUCACGGGCAUCAGCAACAUUAAUUUUCAAGCCAGCUUUUCCACCCAGCUGGACUCCGAUGCUGACCAGCCCUGGGAGCAGCCGGUGCAGGGUCUGCCCAUCUCCGUGGUGGUGAACUGCACCAGUCUCCAGCCACCUGGGCGCUUGCAGGAGAUCGAGCUCUUCAACACCUCUGGCCAUGCCCUGCUCUCGCUGCCCAUGCGGCCCCUCUCCAACACCUCCUCGGGGCAGCUCUGGGUGGGCUCACUGCUCCGUGUCCCCCCAGGUGACUUUCUGCUGAAAGUGAAGGGCGAAGACGCCCAGGGCCACCCCCUGCACCGCCUCUCCGGGGUCACCUACACCAGCGUGGUCCCCGGUCUACCCAAAGUGAACAUCUCCAGUAAGAUCCAGGCUUACAGCCACGAGCCACUGCUGAUCUCCUGCUCUGCACAGAGUGAGGUUGCUUUCCAUCUGCAGCUCAGCCGCGGGAGGAGGAAGCUUGGGGAAGAGCAGCGUUUCAGGAGUUGGGGGAACGUCAGCUGGUUGAUCCCUGUGGUGUCCAAGAGUGACGAAGGGUUCUAUGAGUGCACGGCCACGAGCAAGGUCGGGGUGACGCGGGCUCGUGCCUACGUCUCUGUCUCAGAGCCACCACCACGUCUCAAAGCCCUGGGCAACAUCACAGCUUCACCGGGCCAAGAUGUGGUCAUGUCCUGCCCGGUUCUGAGCAACGUGCCCUACAACCUGACAUGGAGCUGGGACGGGAAGGUGGCACAGCCGGGGGACGGCCGGGCCAGGCUGCUGCAGAACCACUCGCUGGAGAUCAGCCGUGUGCAGCCGGAGGACGGGGGCUUGUACGAGUGCGUGGCACGCAGUGCCCAUGGCACCGCCACCGCCUCCCUCUGGCUCUUCAUCCAGGAGGCACCGUGGGUGAAGGUCGACGCCAGCCCCCAGCGUUUCAGCAGGGGCCAGGAGCUGGGGCUGAACUGCGUGGCUGGGGGCUACCCCCCGCCCCACACCACCUGGAGGCGCUGGGGCUGGGCGCUGGAGCAGGACGAGAGGGUUUUCACAGAUGCUCAGGGUACCCUGCACAUCACGGCUGCCGUCCCGGAGGAUGCGGGGAAUUACAGCUGCUACGCCAUCAGUGCGCUGGGCUGGGAUGAACAAGUCAUCACCCUGGAGUUCACCGAGCCUCCUGCCAUCCUGGCGGUGACACCCAGCCUGAAGGCACUGGUGGGAGAAGAUGUGACCCUGGAGUGCUGGGUUUCGGGGGUGCCCCCACCCCAUGUUGUGUGGUACAAAGGCGAGCAGGCGGUGGCGGUGCUCCCACGCGGCACCCAGCGUGCCGUCCUGCGGCUGCAGGCGGUGCGGGAGGAGGAUGCAGGGCAGUAUGUCUGUGAGGCUCUCGGCGAGGCUGGCGUUGCGUUCAACAACACCGUGCUGGAUGUAGGGUCUGCCCCUCACUUUCCCGAGCCCUUGGGGGACAUGGCGGUGGAGGUCGGGGACAGCGUGAGCCUGCUGUGCCGCGUCGAGGGCUCUCCCCUGCCACAGGUCGCCUGGUCCCGGCAGGACGGGAAGCCUGUGACGGGCUGGCAUGGGCCACCCGGUGUUUCCAGACAGCUGGAGGCUGCUGAGCUCCUCAUCGACAGCGCCUCGCUGGAUGACCAAGCCGUCUACAUCUGCGAAGCCCAGAACGAGUUUGGGAAAAUCCGAGCGGAGGUCAAGCUCGUGGUCACCGGACACGCCCCAGAAAUAGCUCUCGCAUCCCCUGUGGUCCAUGCGCUCCCAGGCCAGCCUGUGUCGCUGCCCUGCGUGAUCCUGGCCGGGAGGCCGUUCCCAGCCCGCCGAUGGCUGAAGGAUGGGCAGCCGGUUGCCCCAAGUGGCCGCUACUCCGUGCGGGCUGACGGGAGCCUGCACAUGGACCAGGCGUCGCAGGGGGAUGCAGGGAGGUACACCUGUGAGGUGACCAAUGCCCUCGGCUCACACAGGCAGGACGUGUCCCUGGUGAUCCACGUUCCACCCAGCAUUGAGUUUGGCCCUGUCCUUGUCACCACCACUGAGGGAGAGGCUGUCAGUCUGCGGUGCAAUGCCACCGGUGUGCCCCCCCCUACUGUCACCUGGGCAAAGGGCACAGAGCCCAUCUCACUGAGCCCACGCUACCACCUUGACCCCAAUGGGACCCUCCUGAUCUCUUCAUCCUCCCCUGGGGAUGCUGGAACCUACUUCUGCACAGCUACCAACACAGCAGGCUUCUCCAGCCGGGAGAUGCAGCUCUUCGUCAGCACGAAGCCCAGGAUCAGCGUGAACGGAUCGCAAGCAGCAGACCCCAUAACCAUCCUGGCUGUGCUUGGGCAGGAGACCACUCUGCCCUGCGAGGCUCAAGGCUAUCCCCCUCCCCUGGUGGUGUGGACCCAGGACUCCCAGACACUGCCUCUUGCCACUGCGAGCUACAGUGUCCUCCCUUCGGGGUCCCUCCGGCUGGCCAAGCCCCAGGUGAUGGAUACCGGUCUCUACACCUGCACGGCCACAAAUGCCGCGGGGAACGCCUCGCUCAGCUACAGCCUGCAUGUCCAAGUUCCCCCCCAGCUGCUGAUCGGCGAUGGGGAAAGCCCCAUGACGGCCGUUGCCAACGACUCCCUGAGGAUUCACUGUCGUGCCAUGGGCAUCCCCACACCCCGGAUCCAGUGGCUGAAGGAUGGGCAUCCGCUGGGCGAGCAGGAUGGUGCGGUGGUGUCCGAGGAUGGUAGGACUCUGCUGAUUGCCCACGUGGGGCUUGGUCACGAAGGACUCUACGUCUGCCAGGGCAGUAACUGGGCAGGGGUGGCCCAAGCAGAGGUGCAGGUUUUGGUGCAAGUACCGCCGAACAUUGAACCCAGCGCAGUGGAGCUGGACAUCCUGGAGAACGGCACAGCAUCCCUGCAGUGCCUGGCCUCAGGGCUGCCUGCUCCCGACAUCACCUGGUACAAGGGGCGUGAGCAGCUGUCGGCUGGACCGGGACGGACACUGUCCAGGGAUGGGAAGCACCUGGAGAUCCAUCGUGCCCAGCUCUCUGAUGCUGGCAGCUACCGCUGUGUGGCCUCCAACGUGGCUGGUGUCACCGAGUUCUGGUACAGCCUGCAGGUGACUGUGCCCCCGCGGAUCACAGCCGGCCCCAGCCCCCUCACAGUGGUGGUGAACGAGCCCGUGACACUGGAGUGCGAUGCUAUGGGGACCCCAGCUCCGGUGCUGCUGUGGCUGAAGGACGGCAACCUGGUGCCCAGUAUGGUGGCGGGUGGCCCAGAGAUCCUCUCCGACGGGCGCGUGCUGUCCCUGCCCACUGCUCGCCUCCAGGACUCGGGGACAUACACGUGUGUAGCCAGCAGUGCCGUGGGGGAGGACAGACGUGAGGCCGCCCUCGAGGUGUGGUUGCCACUCGCUGCCAUGGGCGAGGAGGAGAAUGUCUCUGUCAUCAUCAACAAGCCGGUGACGCUGGAGUGCACAGCCCCUGGGGUGUCCCCUCAGGGGUCCCGAUGGCUGAAGGAUGGGAUCUUGCUCACACCAAAGCCAGGCAUGCAGCUGUCUGUGGAGGGGACUGUGCUCCAGAUCAGGCAAGCCACUGUGCAGGAUGCGGGCAGGUACGUGUGCCAGGGACCUGGCCGCCCGGAGAGACACUACAACCUCAACGUGUGGGUGCCACCAUCCUUCUCCUCGGCAGAGCCUGCCGCUGUGUCUGUGCUGGAGGGGCAGUCCGUCAGGCUGGCCUGCGAGUGCCACGGGAUCCCCUUCCCCACCCUGAGCUGGCAGAAGGACGGUGAGCCCCUCUCUGCCCAACCUGGGAGUCCAAAGCUGGUGUCCGCGGGAGGGAGGAUGCUCUACAUUGAGAAGGUAUGGCUGGUGGACAAGGGGACGUACACUUGCGAGUGUAGGAAUGCUGCCGGCAGCAGCAGCAAGGAGCAUCGCCUGGAGGUGCAUGCACUGCCAAGGAUCCAGGGCAGCAGCAAAGCCCUGAGGAAGGUUUCUGUCAUCAAGGCUGGUGAGACGGUUUUGGAGUGCGAGGCCAUGGGGACGCCACUGCCCACGGUGACGUGGGUGAAGGACGGGCAGCCUGUGAUCGGUGGGGACGGGAUCCUGCUUAUGGAGCAGGGGAGGCAGCUGCGCAUCCCCAAGGUGGAGGUGGCCCAUGCAGGACGCUACACUUGCCUGGUGGCAAAUGCGGUGGGGCAGGACCGGAGAGAGUUUGACAUUACGGUGCAUGUUCCUCCUGCGUUCAUUCAAGGAUCAGGAUUGACAACAAACAUCAGCGUGUCUUUGCAUGGAGCUCUGACGCUGACCUGCGAGGCCACUGGUGUUCCUCUGCCUACAGUCACCUGGUCCCGGGACGGCUCUCCCGUCACCCCUAGCAAGCACAUGCUUGUGCUUUCAGGGGGCUGGAUGCUGAGGCUCAGCCAUGCACAAGCCCAGGAUGGUGGCUACUAUUCCUGCCUGGCCAGCAAUGUAGCUGGGGAGGCCAGGAGGCAUUUCUACGUGGAAGUCCUAGUUCCUCCCCACAUUGAGAAUGCAGAUGAUGAAGAGACCACCAAAGUGCCUGAGGGUCACCCUGUUACCUGGUCCUGCUUGGCUGCAGGCAAGCCCCAACCAACGAUCACCUGGCUGAAAGACAGCCACCCUCUGCCUAAUGGAAACACCUUCUCCAUCUCCCCUGAUGGCUCUGUGUUCCACAUCCCCCAAGUGUCCCUGUCUGAUGCCGGCCGCUACUCCUGUGUGGCCUCUAGCUCUGUGGCAAAUCAAAGCAAGCACUACCUGCUGGAUGUUUCAGCCAGUCCCACAUUUGCUGGAGAUGCCGAUGCAGAAGAAGUCACAGUGAUCAUCAACAACCCUAUCUCCCUGGUCUGCGAGGCUCUGGCAUACCCAUCUCCCAACAUCACCUGGCUAAAGGAUGAGGUUCCCCUCAAAGUGUCUAGAAACAUCCAGCUGCUCCCUGGUGGCCAUGGGCUGCAGAUCCUGAAUGCUCAGGAAGAGGAUGCGGGCACGUACAGCUGCAUUGUGGCCAACGAAGAUGGGGAGGCCAUGAAGAACUACUCCGUGAAGGUCCUGGUUCCUCCUUGGAUUGCCAGAGAUGAGCCUUUGGGGGAAUUUGCCAUGAAAGAGGUAAAAGCCAGGGUCAACAGCACAGUGAUGCUGGAGUGCGAGACCUGGGCUGUGCCGGAGCCGACCAUCCGGUGGUACAAGGACAAGCAGCUCCUGGAAAGUGCCAGUCACCUCCAGAUCCUCAGCGAGGGGCAGGUCCUUCAGAUCAAACCAGCCAGUGUCUCUGAUUCGGGGCACUACACCUGCGUGGCCACCAAUGCUGUGGGUGAAGAUGAAAGGGACUUCAUUGUGCACAUCCAAGUGCCACCCCUCUUCCAGCAGCAGAUGAGCCCCAGUGAAGCUCUUGAGAUCUUCUACCGGGAGGAAGACCAGGAUGGGGAGGUGACAGAGCACCGUCAGGCCAUCCUUGACCAGCCCACUGUGCUCUACUGCGACACCAAUGCCCUCCCACCCCCCCAGCUCACCUGGUACAAGGACGGGGAGCCCCUCUCCCCCAGCCCAGGGGUGCUGGUGCUGCUAGGGGGCCGGGUGCUGCAGCUGCUGGCGGUGCGGGAGGAGGACGCGGGCAGGUACACCUGCGAAGCAGCCAACGCGGCCGGACAGGACCGCCUGCACUACCAGCUGGAGGUGCUGACUGCCCCGGCCAUCCGUGGUGGCACAGAAGACCUGGCUGAGGAGGUGAUAGCCACCAUCAAUGGUACCGUCCACUUCAAGUGUGAAGCCAGCGGGCACCCGGUGCCCAUGGUGUCCUGGCUCUGGAACAAUAUCCCCGUUGUGGUCAGCCCACAGCACCAGUUCCUGGAGGGUGGCAUGGUCCUGCAGGUGGCCGCAGUGGAGGCGGGUGACGCUGGCAGCUACACGUGCAUAGCCGAGAACCCGGUCGGGUCAGCUGAGAAGCACUUUGCCCUCAUCGUGCAGGAAGCACCCCAGAUUGUGGGCACAAACCCCGAAAGUAUUGAUGGCAUUGUCAAUGGCAGUGUCUCACUGGCGUGUGACGUCCAAUCCCACCCCGCUGCAGAGAUCAACUGGUACAAGGAUGGCCAAGUCCUGCAGCUCAGUGAGGAGGUGACCAUCACCCCAGACUCACGGGUGCUGCAGCUCCCUCACCUGCAGAUUUCCAGCUCAGGCACAUACACGUGUGUAGCGCUGAAUGCGGCCGGCCAGGACGAGAAGCGCUUCAUCCUCACCGUCCAUGGGCCCCCGGGAAUCCAGGACUCACAGCGGGAGACAUUGGAUGCUGACAUGGGGAGCCCCCUCGUCCUGACCUGCCAAGUCACUGGAGUGCCAAUGCCCACCGUCACCUGGCUGAAGGAUGGGAGCCCGCUGGAGAGCAGCCCGGAGCGGGGCCUGGUGGCCGGCUGGGACCAGCUCCAUCUCAGCCCCCUGCAGCCCUUCCACCAGGGCUGGUACACCUGCCUGGCGCGGGGCCCGGGCACCACAACACGCAAGGACUUCAUGGUGCUGGUGCGAGUGGCACCCCGGAUCGCCAGCGCGGGGGUCCCUAGCGAGCACAGCGUGCUGGAGGGCAGAGGGGUGAGGCUGGAGUGCCAGGUGGAGGGGCAGCCCCCCCCUCAGAUCUCCUGGCUGAAGGACGGGCAGCCACUGGGGCUGCAGCCCCCUUCGCGUGCCCGGAUGUCUCCAGACGGCAGCUCCCUGCUCCUGGAGGGGCUCCAAGCCACCGACUCGGGGGCAUACACCUGCCUGGCCCGGAACAGCGCAGGCGAAGAUGCACGGCUGUACACGCUGAGCGUGCUGGUGCCCCCCGCCAUCGAGAGAGGCACCAGUGACUUGGAGGUGGUCCGUGGCGUCCUGUCUGCAGCGGUGACACUGGAGUGCCGGGCACGGGGGUCCCCUCCCCUGCAUGUGAGCUGGUUGAAGAAUGGGCUGUCCCUGCGCCUGUCCCCCCGUGUCACCCUGCUCUCGGCCGGGCACGUUCUCCGGAUCUCCCAGGCACAGGUCUCCGACGGUGGGCUCUACACCUGCAUCGCCUCCAGCCAGGCAGGGGUGGCUGAUCACAGCUUCGUCCUGCAGAUAUGGGUGCCCCCUGUCCUGAAGAGCCCCGAGAGCAGCAAGGAGCAGAUGGUGGCUGAGGGCUCUGAUGUCACCUUCACCUGCGAAGCCACUGGGUCCCCAGCACCAGCAGUGACCUGGCUGAAGGAUGGCAAGCCCCUGGCACGGCAGAGCAACCAUGUCUCCGGUGGCCCACGGCUGAGCCUGGUGGCCGUGGGGCCGGCUGACACGGGGGUUUACUCCUGCCUGGUGGCCAACGAGGUGGGGGAGGUCAGCAAAACCUUCCGUCUCCUGGUGAUGGAGGCACCCCACGUCGAGGCUGCAUCCCAGCCCACUGAGAUGUCCAUCACUGUGGGCACCCCGCUAGAGCUGACUUGUGUGGUGACAGGCGUCCCCGUGCCCACUGUCACCUGGGAGAAGGACGGACGGCUGCUGGCAGGGCCCUGGCUCGUGUUGGGGAACGAGAGCACCCUCCACAUUGAGAGCACUAAGGUGGCCGACGCUGGCUUGUACACCUGCCUGGCCACUAGCCCUGCCGGGGAGGACAGCAGGAGUUUCCAUGUCAGCAUCCAAGCACCUCUCAGCAUUGUGAGCAUUGGAGAGACCUACAGCAUCACUGCUGUGGCAGGGGGACAGCUCAUCCUGGAGUGCCCUGAGGAUGCCGUGCCACCCCCCCACAUCGAGUGGCGCCGGGAGCGUUCCCCGCUGCAGGAGGAUGCCCGCAGGCAGGUCCUGGCCGGGGGGCGCUUCCUGCAGAUCCGGGCCCUGGGGGCGGCUGACGGCGGGGAGUACAGCUGUAGGGCCACCAAUGCACUGGGGGACACCAGCCUGCGCGUCCAGGUGGAGGUUCACGUGGCCCCAGAGAUCCAGCCAGGCCCCAAGGAGGCGAGGGCACUGCUGAACGGCUCGGUGGUACUGCCGUGCCAGGCGGAGGGGUGGCCGGUGCCCCAGGUGACAUGGUGGAAGGAUGGCCGGAUCCUGCCCCUUCGCGGGAGCAACAGGUUGCAGCUCCUGCCAGGCGGCUCCCUGCAAAUUGAACCCGUUCAGGUCCAGGAUUCGGGCUAUUACUUCUGCAUGGCAUCUAGCCCCGCCGGCUCCGACCGGCGAGAACUGGACCUCCACGUCCUGGUCCCUCCUGCCAUCGCCCCCGGGCCCUCCAACCUCACCCUGCUGGCUCAGCAGCCAGCCACGCUGGGCUGCGAUGCCCGGGGAUCCCCCGCGCCCCACAUCAGGUGGGAGAAGGACAGCCACCCCCUGAAUCCACACCUCCCACCUGGCGCCUACAGCUUGCAGUCCUCAGGGUCGCUGCUCAUCGCCAGCCCCAGUCCCCGGGACGAGGGGUGGUACGAGUGCAUCGCCACCAACGCCGCUGGAGAGGCACGCAAGGGCUUCCUCGUGUCCAUCCAUGUGCCCCCCACCAUUGCCGAUGACCUUAUGGAUGUGGCUGUCACCCGGCUGUCCCCCGCGGUCCUCACCUGCUAUACCUCUGGCACACCCCCACCCACGGUGUCGUGGAGCAAAGAGGGGGCCCAGCUGGGCAGCCGAGCAGGGGGCUACCGCGUCCUGCCCACAGGGGCCCUGGAGAUCAGGCAGGCGCUGCCUGCACACGCUGGCCGCUACACCUGCACGGCAAGGAAUGCUGCUGGCACAGCCCGAAAACAUGUCCGGCUUGUGGUGCACGAGCCCCCCACCUUGAAGCCCCUGCCUGGCAUGGUGAUGGUGAUGGUCAACACCAGCACGGUGCUGUCCUGUGAGGCAACUGGUGUCCCCCGGCCGGAGGUCACCUGGCAGAAGGAUGGUGUUGGCAUUGCUGGAGGACCCAGGCUGAAGGUGCUUCCCAAUGGGCAGCUGCAUCUCCUCCGAGCCUCCCCAGGGGAUGCGGGCACCUACCUGUGCGUGGCUCACAACCCCUCGGGCACUGCUGUGGGGAGGACCAGGCUGAUCGUGCAAGUGCCCCCCAUCAUCAUGGCUGGCCCGGUGGAGCUGGCUGUCCUGGAGGGGCUGGAGGUGCUGCUGCCCUGUGCCGCUAACGGUGUCCCUGAGCCUCGUGUGUCGUGGAGCCGGGAGGGAGCCCUGGUGCGGGGCAGCGGCGGGAAGGCCACCGUCCUGCCCUCCGGGGAGCUGCUGCUCCGGGAUGUCCAGGAAGGGGAUGCUGGGAUCUAUUCUUGCACUGCGGUCAACUCUGCGGGGAGAGCCGUCCGCCAGCUCUCCCUCACCAUCCACACCCUGCCCACCUUCACCCGCCUGCCCGGAGACAUCACCCUCAGCUGGGGUGAGAUGCUGGAGCUGGUGUGUGCUGCCACGGGCAGCCCCCAGCCCCGCAUCUCCUGGAUGGCGAACGGGCAGCUCGUCACUGACGGUGUGUUGGAGCAGGGUGGCCAUAGCACCCUGCAGCGGGAGGCAGCAACCCGUGCCGACAGCGGGACCUAUGUCUGCUAUGCCGAGAACAGCGCCGGUGUCAUCAGGGCCACCGCCUUCGUCUCUGUCAGAGAGGCACCCGUCAUAUGGGGGGACCCCAGCACCUACCAGGUGGAGCACCUCGGGGGUGAUGCCCUCCUCGACUGCGACACCCAGGGCCACCCUGCGCCCCUUGUCCGCUGGAGCAAGGACGGGGUGCCGGUGGCAGUCGGCGGGCGCCUGCGCCAGCUGCGGAACGGCUCCCUCGCCAUCCGCACCGUGGGGAGCACUGAUGCGGGGCACUACCGGUGCGUGGCAGAGAACGAUGCAGGCACGGCGGCAAAGGUUGUCACCCUGGCCCUGCAGAGUGCCCCCACGGUGAUGGUGACACCACGAGCGGUGGCGGUACAUGCGGGGCAGCAGGUGCUGCUGCACUGCACCGUGUCGGGGGAGCCCACCCCCUCCGUGGAGUGGCGGCGGGACGGGCAGCCGCUGCCCGAGGGUCCCCACACCCGCGUCCUGCCCAAUGCCACGCUGCUCCUGCCUGCCGUCAGCCGCCGUGAUGCCGGCACCUACUCCUGCCUCGCUCGCAACACCCUGGGGUCUGCCGUCGCCCACACCUCCCUUUCUGUCCAAGGGGAGCCGCAUCGGGUGCGGGGUAGCCUGGUUGGUGUCAUUAAUGCCCACGAGCUUGGCGUCGCCACCCUCAAUGCCAACGUGCUGGACGACCCACACUCCGGCACCACCGUGGUCCAGAGCAGCAUCAGCCGCAUCCCACCCACUGUUGGGCCACUGAUGCGGGUGCUGGUCACCAUCAUCUCCCCCAUUUACUGGUCCUUGGCACACACCGGCAGGGGGGCCUGGAGCGGGUUCCUGCUCACCCGAGGCACCUUCCGGCAGGAGUCGCAGCUGGAGUUUGCCACAGGGGAGCUGCUGCGGGUCACCCACCUCGCCCGGGGCUCGGAUGCUGCUGGCUCUCUGCUCCUGGACAGUGUGAUCAGUGGCUCCGUGCCGGAGAGCAUCGCUGAGGCUGCAGUGCUGCUGCAGGACUUCACCGAGCGCUAUGUGAAGACGGGUGCGGGGCAGUUCUUGGGGGGCUCAGUGCAGAGCUUUCUGCGGGACGGGCGCAUCACCCAUGCCCGCUGCAAUCACACCAUCGUGUACGACCCCGCCGUGGGCUCGCAGCCCCCCCCAGUGCAGCACAUCCGGGCCAGCACUGCCAAAGCCUCCUACGACCCGGCCUCAGAGGAGCUCUGCUUCCAGCUCCGUGCCUCACUUGAUGCGGGGGCCAAUGGAGACCAGUGCCCACCGGGAUUCAUCCUGAGCCCCGGGCAGCUGUACUGCAUUGAUAUUGAUGAAUGCGCCGAGGGGCCCCACGCCUGUCGCUACAACCAGCUCUGCCAGAACACCCCAGGGACCUACCGCUGCGCCUGCCCUCCUGGCUACCACUCGCUGGGUGUUGGCUGGCCAUGCUUGGACAUAAAUGAGUGCCUGCAGUUUCCUCCACCAUGUGCCUUUGAGUGCCGCAACCUGCGGGGGUCCUACAAGUGCCUGUGCCCCCCCGGCAGGACCCUGCUGCCAGGCGGAGAGUGUGGCACAGCAGGGGCAGAUUUAGCGGCCACAACAGGCAGCACCCCCCGGGCUCCCCCGCUGCGCUGGCUGGGGCCGAGCAACCCACAAGGACGGUCCUUCUACAGUCAGCUUGCCCUCCGCCGUGUGGCGAAGGCUGUGGGGCUGGGUGACCGCAGCCCCCCCUGCCCCACGGGCUUCAUCAAGAGGAAUGGCACCUGCACUGACCUCGAUGAGUGCCAGAUGCUGAACCUGUGCCAGCACAAGUGCAGAAACAGCCCAGGCACCUACCGCUGCCUCUGCCCCCCCGGCUACCGGCUCCUGCCCAACGGGAAGACCUGUCACGACAAGGACGAGUGCGCGGAGGGCACGAUCCAGUGUGGCUUGAGCCAGAUGUGCUUCAACACCCUUGGAAGUGCCCAGUGUCUGGAUGUGCCGUGCCCAGCCGGGUACCGGAGAGGCUCCAGCCCGGGGCUGUGUGUCGGUCACUGCACCCCAGACUGUGGCUCGGCCGGUCCCCCCACGCUGCAGUAUGAGCUGCUCACCCUGCCCCUUGGCAUUGCCGCCGGCCGCGACGUGGUGCACCUCGCCCCAGGCACUGCCCUCCGCCAUCACCCUGUCUUCACGCUGCUGGAGCAGGAGCCCGGCAGCCCCUUUGCCCUCCGCAGUGAGCGGGGCCGUGGCAUCGUCUCCACCGUGCGCCCGCUGCGAGACCCCGGUACCCACCGCCUCAAGGUGCAGGCGCUGGCCCCGGGCCAGCAGCGGGCACCCAGCACCUUCCUCCUCCUCAUCUCUGUCUCGCCCUACCCCUACUGACACCACCGAGGGACAGGAGGGGACACGGUGUCACUUCUGUCCCUUGCCACCGUUCCUGUGCAGGCAUGUGGCUCAGGGAGAGCUGAGCUUGCACCUUUCCUCUCCACCCCCCUCCGACAUCCCUUUGCUUUCCCCUGCCCCCAGCAGCUUCUGCCCCCAUUGCUGUCACCCAGGGCCAGUCCCUGACUCAGCAGAGUGCUUGUCGGGGGACAAGAUGUCCCACCACUGUCUUGCAAUCGGGUUUUGUUGCAACCCUACAACUCCCACCUGCGGCCCCGGAGCAAACACUGCUCUAGACGGCCUUGACCGCGAUCAGCCCCUCCCAUGGCAGGGGGGGAUGAGUUGGGUGACAGGGGCCAGCAAUGGGUGCAGGGUGGGGUGCCCCGGGCUGGGGAGAGUACAAGGCACCCUGUCAUUAACCAUGUAUUAAAUGGAAAUAGCCAUGUGUUCAAUUUUCUUUUUUUUUUUAACCUUCUUGGUUUCUGUGCACGUUUGUUUAUUUUUGGUUUUGUUCCAAAUAAAGGUG